AUGCCACCAAAGGAAAGACCAGCGCCUAAGAAAUGGAAGCCUCCCAAGGGUCCUAAACCGAUUCAAAGGAAGAACAAAAACACUAUUGGGUUGGGGAAGUCUAUUCAACAUGCGAGAAAGAUGGAGAACAACAUAGAGUAUUUGCCUGAUGGUGAGAUGAGAUUCACUACUGAAAAGCAUGAGGCUAGUUGGGUGAAACUGAGAUCGGUGACGCAGGAAUCUGCCUUGGAUGAUUUCUUAAGUACUGCUGAAUUGGCAAACAAGGACUUCACUGCAGACAGACAUUCCAAUGUUCAGAUUAUAAGGUUGGAUAGUGGUGUCAAUGACAGUCAACGGAAUGGGAUUGCCAUGAUGACGAAUGAGCGUAAGGGUGAAUUGAACGCCAAGCAAAGAGAGCGCGUGAGUGAUUUGAUUGUCCCUAGGAGACCCGCUUGGGACUCCACCACUACCAAAUUCGAAUUAGAAAGGGCAGAGAGUGAAGCCUUUUUGGAAUGGAGGAGAAAGUUGGCGCUAUUGCAAGAGACUAAUGAGGAUCUGCUUUUGACCCCUUUUGAAAGAAAUAUUGAGGUUUGGAAACAACUAUGGAGAGUUGUUGAGCGGUCUGAUUUAGUCGUUCAAAUUGUCGAUGCCAGAGAUCCUUUACUCUUCAGGUCUGUCGAUUUGGAAAAUUACGUGAAGGAGUUGGAUGAAAGGAAGGAAAACUUACUUUUGGUGAACAAAGCCGAUAUGUUAACAAAAAAGCAAAGGAUCGCCUGGGCGAAAUACUUCAUAUUGAAGAACAUAUCCUUUACUUUCUAUUCGGCAUUGAGAGCAAACCAGUUGUUAGAUAUUGAAAACGGAGACCUGGAAGCCGCGGACGCUGAACUGGUGGCGGAUGACGAUGACGAGGAUGAUGACGAACUGGACGCAGAAUUGGCUGAGAAGAUCAAAAUAUUGACCAUCGACCAGCUUGAAGAGCUGUUUAUGUCUAGAGCUCCUGCUGAACCGUUAACGGCGCCACUUCAUCCGGGACAAAAACCUGUCUUGCAAAUUGGUCUUGUUGGUUAUCCCAAUGUCGGUAAGUCCUCCACCAUUAAUUCUUUGGUUGGUGCUAAGAAGGUGUCUGUCUCUGCGACACCUGGUAAAACAAAACAUUUCCAAACGAUACUGCUGUCAGAUUCGGUUAUGCUCUGCGAUUGUCCAGGUUUAGUGUUCCCCAAUUUUGCAUAUAACAAGGGUGAGCUGGUGUGCAAUGGUGUGUUGCCGAUUGAUCAAUUGCGUGAUUAUAUCGGUCCAUCGAACUUGGUUGCUCAAAGGGUGCCCAAAUACUACUUGGAAGCUGUCUACGGUAUUCAUAUUCAAACGAGAAGUAAGGACGAGGGUGGCGACGGUAUUACACCCACUGGUCAAGAACUGUUGGUGGCCUACGCGAGAGCUCGUGGUUAUAUGACGCAAGGUUACGGUUCUGCAGACGAGUCCCGUGCCAGUCGUUACAUAUUAAAGGAUUACGUGAACGGUAAACUGCUAUACAUCAAUCCACCUCCUCACAGAGCCGAUGACACGCCGUACACAUUGGAAGAAUGCAGGGAGUUCAAUAAGGAACUGUAUACUUUUGAAAGACUUCCAAAAUCCAGGAGGGAUCAAAUAACUGUCGCUGCGAAGGCUAAAGGUAUAAGCAUUGUGGAUCUAGCUCGCGAUUUGAAGAAUCUAAGUUUCUCUGCUCACACAGUGGGAAGUGAUGACCAAGAGGCUAAAUUCGUCACGCACGGUGGUAAACAAGCCGCCCUCUUCAAUGCAGCUGAGGACCUUGAUAAUGAGUUCUUCAAGAUGAACGGCUUAGAGGGUCAAUUGACCUCUCCAUUCCACAAACAAAAGAACGAGACCACGGGCUCCAAGAAGCACAAUAAAAGAAACAAGAAAGGUAAAAAGAAGGCCCUCAUGGCAAGCGACUAG
Molecule: messenger RNA, 1932 nt
Organism: Huiozyma naganishii CBS 8797
Lineage: Eukaryota; Fungi; Ascomycota; Saccharomycetes; Saccharomycetales; Saccharomycetaceae
Gene: LSG1
Product: ribosome biogenesis GTPase LSG1
Exons: 1
Coding region: 1-1932 (643 amino acids)
Biological process (GO): ribosomal subunit export from nucleus
Cellular component (GO): cytosol
Molecular function (GO): GTPase activity; GTP binding
Source: RefSeq, a predicted model, not a curated record